This is a messenger RNA of Ilex paraguariensis (yerba mate), 246 nucleotides long. The record is from the annotation of a GenBank genome assembly. NCBI's taxonomy places the organism in Eukaryota, Viridiplantae, Streptophyta, Magnoliopsida, Aquifoliales, Aquifoliaceae.
AUGGCGCUGAAUUCCAAUGCUGCAAAAGACCCUCCAGCCAAGGAAGGGCAGUUUCAAGUGGUUGGUUCCAGUGAACAACUUCGUGAAAUGAUUGCUAAAGGCUCAUUAGAUUUCGAUAGUUGGACUGCUCUUAUUGCAGAGAUUGAAAAAUCCAAUCCAACGACGCAGGUUGAUCUCACGAAGAAUGAAUCCAUGAAGACGAAGAACUCCGAAGAAGAUCGAUCCCACUUUUUUUUGUCACUUUGA